AAGUGCGUCAGAAGGUCAGCGCGGCAAGAUGGCGGCGACCGUGUGUCGGUGGAGACAGCAAUAUGUCAGGAGUAGUUUUAUGCUCUUGGCAACGCGUUCCUGUUUUUCUGUAUAUGACAGAUCACCUGUGCACAGGAUAUGUGGCUCAGUCACAAGUUCUUCGCAGGUACGGUAUUCGUCAGAAGGCAGAGGGGGGAGAAAAGGCUUCCUGGGGGAGUUUUUGGACAGCCUGAAGCAGGAGCUGAGCAAGAACAAGGAGAUGAAGGAGAACAUCAAGAAAUUUCGUGAGGAGGCCAAAAAGCUAGAGGAAUCAGAUGCUCUCCAGCAAGCUAGACGGAAAUAUAAAAACAUAGAGUCUGAAACAGUCAAGACUUCUGAGGUGCUGAAGAAGAAGCUGGGUACACUAUCAGAGACUGUGAAGGAGGGGUUGGAAGAGGUCGGUCGUUCAGAUAUCGGGAAGAAAAUAAAGGAAGGAGUGGAAGAGGCGGCGAAAACAGCCAAGCAGUCGGCGGAGAGCGUCUCCAAGAGCGGAGAGAAGCUGGGGAAGACCGGAGCCUUUCGAGCGAUCUCACAGGGUAUGGAGAGCGUGAAGAAGGAGAUCGGGGACAUUGGCCACAGUGGACCCUACAGACCACCCACCAGAUUAAGGAAGAGAAGCGACUUCUCAUCCAAAGCAGCAGAGGCUGAAGCCAAGGUCUUUGACGCCAACGAGGAGGCGAUGGGUGUUGUGCUUCACAAAGACUCAAAGUGGUACCAGCAGUGGAAGGACUUCAAGGACAACAAUGUCGUUUUUAACAGAUUCUUCGAAAUGAAGAUGAAAUAUGACGAGAGCGACAACGCCUUCAUCAGAGCGUCCCGCGCCGUCACAGACAAGAUGACGGACCUCAUAGGUGGGCUCUUCUCCAAGACCGAGAUGUCCGAGGUCCUCACGGAGAUCCUGAAGGUGGACCCCAGCUUCGAUAAAGAUUCUUUCCUGAAACAGUGUGAGAAGGACAUCAUCCCCAACAUCUUAGAGGCCAUGAUUCAAGGAGAGCUGGAGGUUCUGAAGGACUGGUGCUAUGAAGCUACCUACAGUCAGCUGGCCCAUCCGAUCCAGCAAGCCAAAGCCAUGGGGCUGCAGUUUCACUCCAAGAUUCUUGACAUUGACAACAUAGAUCUUGCUAUGGGGAAGAUGAUGGAGCAAGGCCCCGUGCUCAUCAUCACCUUCCAGGCUCAGCUGGUGAUGGUGAUCCGUAACACAAAGGGUGAAGUGGUGGAGGGCGACCCGGACAAGGUCCUCAGGAUGAUGUAUGUCUGGGCUUUAUGUCGGGACCAGGAGGAGUUUAAUCCUUACGCUGCCUGGAGACUUCUGGACAUUUCAGCGUCCAGCACUGAGCAGAUCCUAUGAGGAGCUUCAGCACUCACGCUCAGGGCUGGGGAGGGAGAAUCGGGCAGUGCACACACACCGACACACACACUCAGCCAGAGUAGCGGGGGGGCUCGGCCCUGAGGCUUUUACUAGCCAUCCAGCAGCCCCUGACCUGCAGUCUGGAGCUUUCCAGAGAAGACUGACUGGACUACAAGGCUUGAUUGACCAUGCUGAACAUAAGUGCAGCCCAUUGACCUGCUCUGUCACUGGAUUGAUAGUGAUGUCACACGGUUGGAUGCUCAUGUGACUCUCGGCUGAUUCUCUUGUAUUUUCCGCUCGCUGGCUGCCCAAAAAUAGAGAGUGAGAAACUCUGCGUUUGUCUGUUGGCUUUCUCUCCACCCAGUAGGGAAAACAAGUGGUAAAAGCACUGAGUCGUAAGCUUAAAAGGAUAGCCAGAUAUCCUAGCUGACCUUAGCUAAUGAUCUGUGGAUGCUAGCAGGGCCAGCACUAAGCGUGGUGGUAGCUUCCAUUCAUCGUUAGCUAUUAACAAUUUUUUCCUGAGCUGUCUCUUUAAAGACCUGCUCAAAAUGGUUUUUAUAUUUGCAUAAAGUAAUCAGUCCCUAGGUUUAAUAUGAAAUAAAGUGGCCUAACGUUUAUCAGAUUUACGAUUGCAGUUGUAAUAUCCUAUUGAUUAUGUCCCGAGCUUUUAAUCAGAUUUAAAGGAACGUGCCAACACUUUGACAGAGAAUCUCUUGUUUAAUUUGUCAUGCAGUAUUUGUGUGCAGAAACCUUGAUUUGGAGAUUUUCUCGGCAAAUUUUGAGAAAUACAUACUGUCCUCACUUCAUAUUUUAAUAGCAGCCAAGAGAACCAGCCCCCCUUCUUAUCUUAAAGGAAUGUUUAGCCAAAUAAAUCUAAUUCACACAUUUGUCACCUUGACCCAAAUUCAGUCAAUCAGCCAAGACGUGUUCUGUGUCUGAAAUGUGCUUCUUUAUUUUUAGACUGAAGCUACAAGGCUAAUGUCGCUUACAAGUAAUGCAAGUCUGUGUCACCCAAAAUCGAAAAUCUAGCCUCGUAGCUCCAGUGCAAAGCUAAAGCAGCAAACGUCAGAUUUAGGACAUGUCCUGGCUCAUUGACUGGAUUUGGGGAAACUGUAAUUUUAUUAUUUUUUUGGAAAACUAUUCCUUUAAACGCUAGAAGAACAACAGCAAAGCUCACAUCUGAUUUAGAAUAUCUUCUAAAGAACCAACCCAGCAGCAAAUAUGGAAUACUGAAAGUAUUUUAAUGUAUUUAUUGCACAAAAACAUGAAGUUAUUGGCCAAAACGUGGGAUUUGUCUUUCAAGGCCUGCCUUAACAUUCUCUCCUAGAGGAGUAGUGAUCUGAACGGAGUAUAAAGGUGUACUGUAUUGUGUUUUUCCAGUUCAAUAAAGCCUCGGUUAUGUGGGGCUGAAA
Colossoma macropomum (tambaqui) is the source of this 2799-nucleotide messenger RNA. It is a transcript of the gene timm44, whose product is annotated as translocase of inner mitochondrial membrane 44 homolog (yeast). The transcript is spliced from 13 exons. NCBI's taxonomy places the organism in Eukaryota, Metazoa, Chordata, Actinopteri, Characiformes, Serrasalmidae. Gene Ontology annotation, cellular component: mitochondrial inner membrane. Gene Ontology annotation, molecular function: protein-folding chaperone binding. The coding region runs from base 29 to 1387 and encodes 452 amino acids. Gene Ontology annotation, biological process: protein import into mitochondrial matrix. The record is from RefSeq and is a predicted model, not a curated record.